Molecule: messenger RNA, 1113 nt
Organism: Centropristis striata (black sea bass)
Lineage: Eukaryota; Metazoa; Chordata; Actinopteri; Perciformes; Serranidae
Product: CCN family member 5-like
Exons: 6
Coding region: 1-1113 (370 amino acids)
Biological process (GO): signal transduction; cell adhesion
Cellular component (GO): extracellular matrix; extracellular region
Molecular function (GO): integrin binding; heparin binding
Source: RefSeq, a predicted model, not a curated record
AUGGCUGUGUUUUUGAGAGGAGGAGAAGGAGAAGAGAGGAGGACAAAAGAAGGAGCAGAGAAGGCAGAGGUGAGGAUGAUGGACAGAAAAGACACCCAGCUGGUUUGCUCUUUGCUGUUGUGUAUCGUCACUCAGGUGUGGUGCCAGCUGUGUCCUGGGCCAUGUCAGUGCCCGCCCACCAUGCCACAGUGCCAUGUUGGUGUUCGCCUGAUGUUAGACAGUUGUGGGUGCUGCCAGGUGUGUGCAAGGCAGGAGGGUGAGGCCUGCAGCGACCUGCUGCCUUGUGACACCCAACGGGGGCUGAAGUGUGACUACAGUGCCAGCUUCCCUGGAGGACCUGGACAGUGUGUUGGUCAGAACGAGCUGGGCUGUGAGAUGAAUGGCAGGAGGCUAGAGGAGGGACAGGUAUUUCAGCCUUCCUGUGCCCAGCUCUGCCACUGCCAGGGGGGAGGGGUGACCUGUGUGCCCCUGUGCAGCGAUGAUCUGCAGAAACCUGCGGAUAAGUGCCCCAGGCCUCAGCUGGUGAGACUACCAGGGCGUUGCUGCAAAGAGUGGGUGUGUGACAGCCUGGACAACAACAUUUCCUCAAAUCCAUCUGCAGCAGAGCAGACGCGUCAGGACAACAGGGGUGGGCUGUCAUUUGGCUCCAUUUCCAACUGUAUCGAGUGGACCUCAGACUGGAGCCCCUGCUCCCACAGCUGUGGCCCAGGUGUCUCCACCCGCACCACAAACAGGAACUGGGCUUGUCUCCUGCAGACUGAGACCAGACUGUGCCAGGUCAGGCCGUGCCAGACCUUGCUGCCGGGGCUCCGAAGGCUGCAGCCGGGUUCAGGGAUGUGCGAAAGCAGCUACAUUUCACUUCUACCUGUUCAGCUCAAACAGCAGGGCUGCUGGAGCACCAGAGCCUACCGUCCCAGGUUCUGCACCUUGACCUGUCCGGAGGGACGCUGCUGCAGCCCCUCCCUCACCAGGACAGCGUGGAUGCUUUUCCGUUGCCCCCAAGGCAGGUUCACCCAGCAGCAGGUGAUGAUGAUUGAGUCCUGCUCUUGCAGCAUCUUCAACUGCCACCAGUCCACAGCCACAGCAGCCCAGAGGGUCCUGCCAUGGCUGUGA